Labrus bergylta (ballan wrasse) is the source of this 1443-nucleotide messenger RNA. Lineage: Eukaryota; Metazoa; Chordata; Actinopteri; Labriformes; Labridae. The record is from RefSeq and is a predicted model, not a curated record.
AUGUCAGCUGAAACAUGACAAGCUGGAGAAAGAGAACCAGGAUCUCGUGUCCCAGCACAACGCGAUAGAGAAAGAUAAGAGAGACGCCACCAACUACCUGAAAUGCUUCGUGGCUGCAAAAGAGAAGAAGGUGGACGAGCUGGAUGAGCAGCUGGAGAUUCAGCAUCUGGCUGCACAUCAGGACAGGGAGGUCCUGAAGCUGCAGCACAGCCACAAUGUGCAGGAGUUACAGGAACACAUCGACAAACUGAAGGCUGAAAUCACAGAGCAGGCUGCAGAGAUAAAGGAGCAGAGGGAGCAGCUGAUGCAGCUGGAGCAGACUCUGUCUUACAUGGAGUCUCUGAAGGCACAGCUGAACUGUCAGAGAGAAGAGCACAAAGCUGCCAUGGACAACCUGAAGAAGAAUGAAGCGUUAAUGAGACAGAACAAGGUUGAGAGGCUACAGAAUAUCACUGAUAAAAAAAUUGAGGCGGAGAAGUCAAAAGUUCUGAAGAAGGAACUUUGUUGGGUUGAGUACCAGCAGGCCCUGGUGAGGGAGAGAGAGGCCCUGCUGAAGCUGACUGAGGACCUGCGGGGAAGACGGAGCUCCAUUUGUGAGGAGAGGGAUGAGAUUCAGAAACAUGUUGAAGAGAUCGCCCCGAAAGGCCUCGGCCGGAAGAAGGAGGUGCAGAAGCUGAGGAAGACGUGCCUGCGGCUGACGGCGGAGCUGGAAGACUUCAACGUGGACUACUUCAUCAGAUCGCCUUAGUGGAAGAACUGACGUACGCUGACCACUCCUCAAGUUCAGACUACGGUUGCUGUUUUCUUGAUUUAACAGUCAAAUGAUGUUUAAGACAAAUAGCUGCAUUUAUUCCUACAUCAGUGAGCCAGUAUAAAUGUGGCCCAGGGGGCAUCCGGACUUGAACCGGAGACCUCUUGAUCUGCAGUCAAAUGCUCUACCGCUGAGCUAUACCCCCACACACACUCAACUGGCACCGUGUCACCGUGUGCUUUGUGUUGUUAGAAAAACGCUGGCUGCUUUGUCCGAGGAGAAACUUCAGAGAGCAGGCGAGCUGGUUCAGCUGGAGGCCGGCCUGCAGACGCAGAGGAGCGGGAUGAUGCAGCUGGAGGGAGUGAAGCAGGAGGCAGCCGUCAUCCUCCGACACAUCCUGGAGGUCAAAUCACAGAGUCAGGACUCAGAGAAGUCGUCGUACACUCGAUGGAAGAUGGAGAGGCUGCUGGAUAUCCUGGAGAGCUCCGCCCCCCAGGGGAAGCGCUCCACCCUUCACAGCUCCCCUAAACCUCGGACCGCUGACCUCAAACCAGCGAGGAAACUCUGCGCUCAGAAGACUUCCAGCUGUGAAAAUCUGUCCACUCCUCGUGCUCCUCGGGGGGCUGAUCAGGAUCCAGAGACCUCCACCUCUGCAGAGCGAUGAACAGAAUCCAGAGAACAGCCUUUCAAAA